Messenger RNA from Hansenula anomala, 1017 nucleotides. Its product is annotated as aldo/keto reductase family protein. The record is from RefSeq and is a predicted model, not a curated record. Bases 1 to 1017 code for a protein of 338 amino acids. Lineage: Eukaryota; Fungi; Ascomycota; Saccharomycetes; Phaffomycetales; Wickerhamomycetaceae. Gene Ontology annotation, cellular component: cytoplasm. The transcript has a single exon.
AUGUCUUCUGAACAAAUUUUAAAUGAAUUGAAAGCCACUAAGUUUGGUUUAGGUUUACUCAGUUUCACUGCAAGACCUGAUCCAUAUCCUCAAUCAGCUUUAAAUGAAACCCUUUUGGCCACUAUCAAGAAGAAUUUACCGAACAAGACUUUUAUCAAUGGUGGUGAAUUUUAUGGUCCAAAUGAUAUCAAUGUGAAAUAUGUCAAGUCAUUUAUCGAUUCAUACCCUGACCAACGCCAACAUUUGAUCAUUUCAAUCAAAGGUGCAACAGAUAUUGCUACUUUUACUCCCCAUGGAACCAAAGAAGGUAUUCAAAAAUCUAUCGACAAUAUCACCAGUUAUAUCCCUGAUUUGGACCUCUUUGAAGCAGCUAGACUUGAUCCUACAGUUCCAGUUGAAGUGACCAUUGCUGCCAUUAAUGAUAACGUUGAUAGUGGUAAGAUCAAAGGAAUUAGUGUCUCAGAAGUGAACGCAAAUACUUUAAGAAAGCUCGCUAAAAUCUCAAAACAUAAGAUUGUUUGUGCUGAGCUUGAAUUUUCAAUUUUUUCAAGAGACAUUUUAACCAAUGGAUUGGCUCAAGCUGCUGGUGAAUUGGAUAUUCCAAUCAUUGCUUAUAGUCCAUUAUCAAGAGGUUUAUUGUCUUGUUCUAUUAAAAGUACAUCAGAUCUAUUUGAAAAUGAUUUCCGUAAAACUUUUGAUAGAUUCACUGAUGAGAAUUUGAAGAAGAAUGCUCCAAUUAUUGAGUUUGUUGAAAAAGCUGCUGCAAAGAAAAACAUCACCCCUGCUCAAUACUCAUUGGCUUGGGUCAGAUAUUGGAGUGAAAAAACAAUUGAUGGUAUUAAGUUCCCAAAAAUCAUUGAUAUUCCAAGUACUUCAAGUGUCAAAAGAGUUGAAGAAAACUUUUCAGAUAUUGUUUUGACUCAAGACGAGUUUGAUGAAGCUAAUAAUUUCCUCAAAGGUGUUACUGUUCAUGGAUUAAGAUACAAUGCUCAUGCUGAGAAAUUGUUGUCCCAAUAA